Messenger RNA from Charadrius vociferus (killdeer), 1143 nucleotides. RefSeq names its product tumor necrosis factor (ligand) superfamily, member 11 (gene TNFSF11). Lineage: Eukaryota; Metazoa; Chordata; Aves; Charadriiformes; Charadriidae. Gene Ontology annotation, cellular component: membrane. The record is from RefSeq and is a predicted model, not a curated record. Gene Ontology annotation, molecular function: tumor necrosis factor receptor binding. The transcript is spliced from 8 exons. Gene Ontology annotation, biological process: immune response.
AUGGUGGAGGGGAGGCGAAGAGCUCCGCUCGCCGAGCAGGAGGAGGAGGAGAAGGAGGAGCGGGGCACACCGCGAUCGCUGGGCGCCCGGCCCGGCGCUGGAGACCGGGGCUCCGGGGGCAGGGAGGAAGUGGGGGGCUGCUGGCUGGUUGCUUCUCGGGGUGAGGUGUUAGCAUAUUGCUUGGCUUUUUUUGUGGGAUUUGAUUUUCUGCAUUCUGGAUGCUGGUGGAACAUACUGGGAGAGAUGCUUUUAGGGUGCAGUUUUACAGUCGUUAAAGCUAGUGCUGCCUUCCUGCUCUUUCAUUCUUAUGCCUGUCCCUGUACUGGCUCUGAUGCUUGUCUGAUACCUGAAGUUGCUGAUUUAGAAGAAGAAAUUGAGAACCAGGAAUGAAAUUUUGUGGUGAAGAAGAUGGACCCUACUAGAAUUUCAAAAGAACAUGCACAUUGUGUCAGAACACUUUUUGGACAUCAAGAAAAUACAGAUUUGCAUGACACAUCCUUUGAAAAUCAAGAAGUAAAGUUAAUGCCAGAAUCAUGUAGAAGCAUGAAACAGGGUCUCCAAAGAGCUGUGCAGAAGGAAGUCCAACGUGUCAUGGGAAGAGCACCACCAAGACCAGAAAAAGCUGCAAUGGAGGCAUUAGGAAUGGAUCUGUACAGGAGAAACAAACCUGAGAAGCAGCCUUUUGCCCAUCUCAUUAUUGACGAUAAGAAUAUUCCAUCUGGAACUCGCAAAGUGAACCUCACAUCCUGGCAUCACGACAAAGGCCAGGCAAACUUAUCAAAUAUGACAUUCAAUGAUGGAAAACUAAUUGUUAAUCAAGAUGGAUUUUACUACCUUUAUGCCAACAUUUGUUUUAGACAUCAUGAAACUUCAGGAAACCUGACUAAAAGAGGGCUUCAGCUGAUGGUAUACAUGAUUAAGACAAACCUUAAAAUAAGGCGCUCUGAUGUGUUGAUGAAGGGAGGAAGCACCAAAUACUGGUCAGGGAAUUCAGAAUUUCAUUUUUAUUCUGUCAAUGUGGGAGGGUUUUUUAAAUUAAAAUCUGGUGAAAUGAUAAGUAUCCAGGUAUCAAACCCAUUGCUACUGGAUUCAUCACAAGAAGCAACUUAUUUUGGGGCAUUUAAAGUAAGGGAUUUAGACUGA